Molecule: messenger RNA, 3827 nt
Organism: Sitophilus oryzae (rice weevil)
Lineage: Eukaryota; Metazoa; Arthropoda; Insecta; Coleoptera; Curculionidae
Product: protein AF-9-like
Exons: 7
Coding region: 316-2496 (726 amino acids)
Biological process (GO): regulation of DNA-templated transcription
Cellular component (GO): super elongation complex
Source: RefSeq, a predicted model, not a curated record
UGACAAGCGACAAGCGAUAACAAAAUAUUUUUAAUUAGAUUUGCAAACAAUCCAAAUAAAAAACGUCCUAAAAAUCGCUGUUACACCUUCGAAACUGGACAGAAUAUCCAGAAACUCUCUUUCCCAGGCAAGACAACCGUAUGGAAACGAGUUUUUCGCUGCCAGGACACGCCGCAGAAUUGAGCGAAGCGUUUUCAGCCUCAUGUAGAGAGGUUCUAUAUUUAGGUUACCAGUUUCUAUUUAACGGAGCUAAAUGAAUAAAUCGAAAAAGCAGCAUCUUCAUGGCGAAUAUGCGGGCCGCAGUUUAGACGAACGAUGUCGUCGCUCACAAUAAACCUAGAGAUUGGACACGACUCAUCAGUUCGAUCCAAGACCACCCCGGAAGGGUUCACUCACGACUGGGAGGUGUUCGUGAGGGGCUGCAACGGCGCCGAUAUCAGUCAUUACGUAGAAAAAGUAGUCUUUAUCUUGCAUGAAACUUUCCCCAAGCCUAAGCGAGUGGUUAAAGAGCCUCCAUAUUCGUUACGUACGUCGGGUUAUGCUGGGUUUAAUCUGCCUAUUCACGUGUACCUGAAGAACAAUCAGGAACCGAGGAGGAUUGAGUUUAAUUAUGACCUACAGUUACAGCCGAGUGGGCCCCCUAUUCAUAAAGUUCAGAAGGAAAAGUACACGUUUCAGUCAGUUAGCGAGGAUUUUCGGAAUAAACUCCUAAAAGGCGGUGCAGCGAGCGGUUCAGGAAAUAGUUUGGAGAAUACCUCUUCAAAAUUGGAGGAAAAAAGCCAGAUGUCGAGCAAACCCAAACUAGGAGGCUCAGAUCAGAUGAGAAAAUACAAGUUGAAACAGGAUGAGCCGAGAAGUGACCAAUUUACCAACUUAUUUGGUACUCCUAUUACAAAAACUAGUAGGGUUGUCGAGGUACCGAAAGUCAAAGAGACCUCUAAGCCUGUAGUUAAACCCGUGGACAAAGAUAAAGAAAAAAAUUCUGAAAAAGACAAGGAUAAAAACAAAAACAAAAGCACAUACAAAGACAAGGACAGAGAUAGGGACAAAGAGAAGGAGAAAAUAAAAGAAAAACCUUCAGAAAAUAGCGAGAAAAAGUCGAAAGAUGACAGAAAAGAUAAGAAGGAUAAAAAGGAUAGGGAAUCUAGCAAAAAGGACAAGAAAGACAGAAAGGAUAGGGAAAAAGAGAAGGAAAAGGAUAAAGAUAAGAGUCCCCCUCCCAGAAUAAGAUCUCCCAGUCCUCCGAAAAGACCCAGCAGUCCAAAAACAGUCCCAAAAGACAAAGAGCAAACCAAGGAUAAGGAUUCGAAAGACAGGGACAGAAACAAGGAGAAAAAAUCGAAAAAACACAAAGAAAAAGACAGCAAAUACCGAGAUAGAGACGCUGAUAAAGAUAAGGAUAGAGAUAAAACGUCAAACGAUCAUGGGAAAGACCACAAAAAGGACAGCAAAACAUCCAAAGAAAAAGAUAGCUCUAGUAGUAAUACUUUUGCCUCGUCGGUUAAAGAGAGAGACAGAGAUUCCAGUCCAGUACCACCUCCGACAGUGUCUAAAGCGGAGAAAAAAGAGAAAAUUAAAGAGAAAGAAGUGAAAGAACCGGAGAAACAGGAGAAAGAAAAGGACAAAGAGAAGGGCGAGGAUAAACCUAAGCACAAGCACAAGAAAAAAGACAAGGACAGGAAGGAUAAGAAGGAGGAGAAGUCUCACAAGAAGGAGAGAGAAGAUAAAAAACCGGAAAAAGAUCGAAGUUCGUCGGGAAGUUCUAAAGAAGUCUCAGCAAAAGAAAGGGAGAAGACCAACAGUCUUUUCGGUCACAGUCCCAAAAGCGAGCCCUCUCCGAGUCCACCCCCUGUAGAAAAACCUCCCCAACCCAUCCCCGUCGAAGACGACUCCUCCAAUAUCUCGAAAAGCAGCAGGGAACCCAGUCCGGCCAACAUCCCCGCUCCGGAACCCCCUCAGAAACCUCCCACGCCCCCUAGGGCGGCGCCAGAAGCCAAGAAACCAGCCAGCGAAGAGACCACGCCUCCAAAGAAAACGCCCAGCGACGACCCUCCCGUAGCGCCGCCUCCCAACAAGAAGAAGGACAAGAAGGAGAAGAAGAAAGAGAAGAAAGGCGACAAGGAGCACGAGAAGAAGAGGAAGAGGAAAGUGGAGGCCGAGACGCAGGUGGAGAUCGAGGAGCCUCCGUUGAAGGUGGAGAAAAAAGAGGAGGAUACUAAUAAUAAUUCGGAUGAUGAAAGGAAGGUUUCCAGUUCGGAGGACGCCAAUCUCAUACCCUACGGUGAUGACGGCGAAGCUUACAUGAGCAUGCUGAGGGAGAUGCAGCACAAAAUCAUGGGCCUGAAAAACAACUCCGAUCUUCAGAAAGUGGUGCAACUGAUCGCCGAAACCGGUCGAUAUGAAGUCUCAGCGCACACGUUUGAUUUCGAUCUGUGUCUCCUGGACAAAUCCACAGUGAUGCAACUGCAGUCCUUCCUCUCAUCCUCGGUCAACUAACACGAAGGACUAGCUUUUCGCGUUCACCCUGUACAUAAAAUAACUUUAUUUAUUUAUAGUUUAAAAAACAAAGUACACACACUUACCUUGUUCAGGACACUAGAGGCAAUGCAGCAACACAUAAGUAGGGAUGGGCAAUAAUAUAUUUUACAUAUCGAUCAGUUAUCGCACUUCACCAUCGAUAUACUUUAGUUAUCGAUAUAUCGGUAGUUAAUAAGUUCACCUAUCGAUAUACUUUAGUUAUCGAUAUAUCGAUAAUUGGCGAUAUAUCGAUAAUUGUCAAUAUAUCGAUAGUUAUCGAUAUAUCGGAAAAAAUCCCAUCCCUACCCAUAAACUGAUUGAGAUUCGAUUAUGUAGUCAACAUAAUACGGGGCGUUUCUAUAUUGUCGGCUAUUAAGACGUUUUAUGUUAUACCCGGUAUUUUUUCACAAAAAGAUGCGUCAUAGUGGCCGUUGAAGUGAUAAUUUCUGUCUGAAUUGACAUAAAAAUUGAUUGAGUUUGUAAGUAACUUUUUAAUAAAUGAGAUAUAGGGACCGCCUCGCAGAAAAUAUAAUUUACUGCCAGUUCAAAGGUUACUAUGCCACCUGUUUUUUUUUAUCGUAUGGGUUUUCGGUGAUUUUUUAAAAAACACAACGCUCUGUAUUAUGGUAUUAGUCAAAAGUAACUGAAGUAUAACGUUUAUUAAAUAACUAUGAAGUUAGUUGAUAAUAUUAUUAUGUUGUUUUGUAAAAAAUCUUUUUAAUUAAUUAAGUUUUUAGGUAGAUUUUUUGUUGAAUUUAAUUUAUAUUGACAAUGAUUCUUUUAAGAUGUCGGUCUGAUUUUUUUAAAAUGUGCGUUAUAAAAUUGUGUAUAAGCAUAAGUGAAUAAAAUGUGCUGUUUUUUCAUGAAAUAUGAUGAUACAAUUGUAUAUUUGUACAAUAAUGGUAUAUAAUAUGAAAUAUGGGGAUAUAAUAUUAAAUAUAAUAUAUAUCUAUAGGAAAAUAAAAUGAUCUUUUAUUGUAAUAAAUAUAGACCCUUUUUUUAACUUGCAGAUAGUUUUGAAUGUUUUUUUUCUGGUGCUUGAUGUGCCUAAGAUAGAGAUUUAUACAAAACCCCAAUAAUUGUAAAUAUUAUUAAAAAGAAAUAACGCAUCACAUUAAAUUUUGUUGUUGUUAAUAAGACCAAAAACUUUAUUUAGGUAAAGGAGAUUCUUUUCUGUAUUUUUACAUGAAGUUAUGACUAUAGGCUUAUCUUUAUAUGAGUUAUUCGUUUUACUGUCGUGGAUUAUAUGUAUAUUUAAGGAACUUCUCACUAAAAUUAAUGAAUUCUUAAUAAAAACGAUCAAACUAGAA